AUGAAAUACAACUAUUCUCUAUUAAUACUAUUCAUAUUUCUUUGCCCCUUUUUAAAAUUAGCAGAUACUUUACCCACAAAAAGUUUACUUAAGGAAAAAAUUAGCAAUUUAGUAACUAUAAAAGAGGAUACAAUACAUAAUGGCACUAAUGAUUUGUUACUCGAAGUAGAUGAUUCAAAAGACCGUUUUAAUACCGAAUUAAUGAAACUUUAUAAAAUCAUCACCAAUACAAAAAAAAUACUCAGUGAUAAAAAAGAAAAGAAUCAAAAGGAGACAAUCAAGACAGUUCUUAACAAUAUUAUCAUCGAAACCAAAUAUUUAUUAUCCAAAAUAUUAAAAACCAAUUCAUUUCAAAAAGCUACUAAACAUGACAUUGAUACAAACUCUUUAAAACAUUUAUCCAAACUUUUAUAUGAUUUAGAAAUUUUAGAUACGUAUUAUGAAAAUGAUAUGAUAUAUGAAAAGAAAUAUUGGUAUUUACAAUUUCUUGGUGUCAGUCUUGAUAACUCAGUUCUAGCUUAUAUUAAAUAUAAAUAUUGGUACAUUGACCAUUAUAAAACAACAUUUACUAAAUACGGUGAAGUUCCAAAAUUAAAAAAUUUGGCAAGAACAGUUAGAGAGAUAAGAUAUGCCUUAGAUUCCAAAUUUGCAGCUUUAGAACUUAUUGGUCGUAAAGACAUGACUGAAUUGGUUUCCAUUGUCACCACAACUGUCAAAAAUAGCCCAACAUUAGAAAACGAUAUCAAAUAUCUACAAGAUGGUAGUAUCAACAUCCUAAAGGGACUGGCCUUCACAACUAUGUGUUUUGUAGCUAAUUUAACAUUCUGUACAAUUACACUAGGCGGACUCCUAAGUGUUGAAAUUUUAAUCUGGUUAGCAAUUCUUUCAAGAACGAUAACUGUAGAAUGGUCAUGA
Messenger RNA from Arxiozyma heterogenica, 915 nucleotides. RefSeq lists its product as uncharacterized. The record is from RefSeq and is a predicted model, not a curated record. NCBI's taxonomy places the organism in Eukaryota, Fungi, Ascomycota, Saccharomycetes, Saccharomycetales, Saccharomycetaceae. The transcript has a single exon. Bases 1 to 915 code for a protein of 304 amino acids.